This is a messenger RNA of Leguminivora glycinivorella, 2733 nucleotides long. It is a transcript of the gene Pi4KIIalpha, whose product is annotated as phosphatidylinositol 4-kinase type 2-beta. Bases 124 to 1479 code for a protein of 451 amino acids. NCBI's taxonomy places the organism in Eukaryota, Metazoa, Arthropoda, Insecta, Lepidoptera, Tortricidae. Gene Ontology annotation, cellular component: trans-Golgi network; endosome; lysosomal membrane. Gene Ontology annotation, biological process: endosome organization; phosphatidylinositol phosphate biosynthetic process; Golgi organization. Gene Ontology annotation, molecular function: 1-phosphatidylinositol 4-kinase activity. The record is from RefSeq and is a predicted model, not a curated record. The transcript is spliced from 11 exons.
UCUAUAGUCUCUGCUUGGCUACAAUGAAUGAAGUGGUCGUGUUUGUGUAAAUGAUUGUGGAACAAAGAAUUUACAAGACGAAUUAAAUGAGGCUCGGCAGAGUAUCGCUGUUUAACAUUACUCAUGAGUACGGAAGAGACUCUGUUGAACCUCGAUUUCGACAAGCCGCACAAUCCAAUUACGCUGCCGGAUGACGGCGUGGUAUCUCUGUCCAGUAGUGCUGAGGAGAUUUGUUUAGUGCCAGAGGUCGGUUUCGAGGGCAACGUGGAUUCCCCGGGGGUCAACCGGGAGUCGCAGCCGCUCCUGGGCGGCCGUAGCGACUUCGAAGUGUCCUACAACCAUUUUCCAGAUGACCCACAGUUCAGCGAGUUGGUAUGGCAGGCGGAGGUGGCCAUCGACAACAACAUCUUCCCGGAGAGGAUAUACCAGGGCUCCAGUGGCUCCUAUUUCGUCAAGAACCCUGGUGGGAAAAUAAUAGGCGUAUUCAAACCAAAAGACGAGGAGCCGUACGGCCGUCUAAACCCAAAAUGGACGAAGUGGAUGCACAAGCUGUGUUGCCCCUGCUGCUUCGGCCGGUCAUGUCUGAUCCCCAACCAGGGGUACCUGUCCGAGGCCGGUGCGAGUCUCGUGGACGCCAAGAUUGGACUCAAAAUCGUGCCAAAAACUAGGGUGGUCAAAUUGGUGUCGGAGACUUUCAACUACUUGCGGAUAGACCGGGAGCGCUCGCGGCUCAAACGGGCCAUCACGGAACAAUUCCCUAAUCUACGAUUUAAUAGGAUGGGACUCCCGCCGAAGGCGGGCUCGUUCCAGCUGUUCGUGGAGGGCUACAAGGACGCCGACUACUGGCUGCGGCGCUUCGAGCAGGACCCGCCGCCCAAGCACGUCAUGGCGAAAUUCCAGUUACAGUUCGAACGGCUGGUCGUGUUGGACUACAUCAUUCGGAACACGGACCGCGGCAACGACAACUGGCUCAUCAAGUACGACGCGCCGCAGACCACGCCAAGGGGGGACGUCGACAUGACUGACCCUAGCAAUUGGCACACGCCGGAAGUGUCGAUCGCGGCCAUCGACAACGGGCUGGCGUUCCCGUUCAAGCACCCCGACUCGUGGCGCGCCUACCCCUACCACUGGGCCUGGCUGCCGCAGGCCAAGCUGCCCUUCACGCAGGAGACCAAAGAGUUAGUACUUCCGUUGUUAUCAGACAUGAACUUCGUCCAAGAAUUAUGUGAUGAAUUACACCAAUUAUUUAAACAAGACAAAGGGUUCGACAAGGGUCUGUUCGAGCGGCAGAUGUCCGUGAUGCGAGGGCAGGUGCUCAACCUCACGCAAGCGCUCAAGGACAACAAGAGCCCCGUGCAACUCGUGCAGAUGCCGGCCGUCAUCGUGGAGAGGUCCAAGAGCGGGUCGACGUCGUCGCGGUUCUUCGACUCGUUCCAGCAGCGCUUCCAGCACAAGUCGCCCUUCUUCUCCUGGUGGUAGCGCCCAAAACAAAUGGUGAUAAUACGCGGUGAAGCUGAUAGUAAACAAUUGUAUGUAUAUUUAUGUAUGUAUCGAUGUACAUUAGCGCAUAUUCAUGUAAAAUAGCUACUGCUGGAUUUGUCUCAUUCAUUUAUGCUAUAAUUUUAUAUCUACUUAAAAAUAUACUACUCUCAUUGGCACGGAUAGUUACCUAUCUAAUGUAAAGUUUGUGACAUUUUGAAUUGUCUAUUAUUUCCUAAAGACUAUGGCAUUUGUGUUCAGUAUUUAGAAUUUUAAUUGUAAUACUUACACGAGUAGUAAUGUAAACCUAAAUAUCUGUGAUAGGAUUCAAAUUCCUUCCCUACAGGGUGUCUCAAAAACAGCGGGAAAUCACUCAAAUGUGUAUGGUAUGCUGGUUGAGAAAAAGUAGAAGAAAACAUUUUAAUUUUUUUUAAUGGGUGAUGUGGUACAGUUCUUUCCAACCACUUAGAGGCCAAACUGUUCCCGCGAAAAUUUGUUUUCUUAUAUUUUUUCCAAUCAGUAGGAAAUAAUAAUUUUUGACAAUUGAAAUUUUACUGACUGUAUAUUCGGAGGAACUCAUUUCGGAUAUGGAUUGGAGCUUGUUUUGUAUGUUACCUCUAUUUAUUAGUUUAGGUACUUGAAGAAACAGCCAGUCCUAAAUAAUUUAGUUUGUAACUCUUAAAAUCAUUGAGUGAAUUGUAUUUAUUUUCUGUAUAAAAAUCUCAUUUACUUAUUCGCUUAGUGCUAACGCACUAAAUAUUAAAACUUAUACUGUAUAUAUCUACUUUUCAAACAGUGGUUCAGUACAAAGUGUAUUUUUAAAGGAUUUUUAAUCAGCAGUGCUAUUUUUUUUUUUUCAUUACAAACAACCAAAUAGAAAGUGUUAUAUUGUUUACAUCGUACUGAUAUAAAAUAAGCAAACAAGCACUAGAAAAACUACUACGAUUGUAAUGAAUUAGGGUCAAGUUAGGACCAAACUAGUCGAAUGUGUUUUUCCGAUAUAUUUUUUUACAUUCUAUGUUAUACUUUAACAAAUUCAGUUUCUUUUAAAUUAAAUAAUAGCCCAGUUUAUUAUUAAAUAAAAACAUAAUGAAUUAACGACGUGUAAAGCGUUAUCUGUACACCGAUUUACAACAAAUUAUUCAACUCCGAACUAAAAAAUGAGCGGAAUUCCGGCAAAAAAGGUGACGAUGCUACAGUUUGAGCUCAAGGGGCAUAUUGCAUAAUAAUUAGUUAAAAUACAAGUGUUCGUUU